AUGGAAAAGCUGAUUUGCAGGCGAAAUGCGCUGAUGGCGCAGAUGGAAGGAGAGUUUUCAGUCGCUAAGAGCCUCAGUGAAUGCAAUUCUCAAAGUGAGGUUAAGGAUCGACUGGACCAGCUCAAGAUGCUUGCUGACCAAUUUCGAGCGACGCAAGGGGAAAUUGAAGAAAACCAAGAGGAUCCCGCAGCGAUUGCAAGUGUUUUCAGCGUACGUGACCAUUUUUUCGGCAUGUACUAUCGCACGAAGGACUUGUUUGAAGGUCAUUUGGAGGACGAUGCAGAGUCAAAUGCCAGCCAACGAACAAUAGUAGACGAAUCGCACGAUAUGAAGAAUGCCAUUAAGCUGCUUUUAGAAACCCAACAGCAAAUAUUGCUGCGACAACAUUCCUCACCAGUAGCGCCGUCGGGACAGGUAUCGAAUGGUUCACCCGCUCUUCCUGAAAGUGAAUAUGUAUCGAAUGCUGCUUUUCAUCUCAAUGUACGGCUUCCAGCGAUUACCGUUCCAGUCUUCAAUGGGGAUCGAAAGGGAUGGUUGACAUUCAAGGAUAUUUACCAGUCGACUAUCCACAAUCGGAAUGACAUUUCAGAUUCGUUAAAGAUGCAGUAUCUUUUUUCCUACUUGGAUGGCGAUGCUAAACGUUUAGUAAAAAAGUUUACUAUCUCUAGUGCGAACUAUGAAAGUGCGUGGGAUACUUUGUGCACCCACUACGACAAGAAGCGAUUUACCGUUUUUUCGUUGAUUCGCGAGUUUAUUGAUCAACCUUCUGUGAGCAAUGUUAAUUCUCAAGGAUUGAUCAAUUUAGCUACGACUUCGGAUGAGGUUGUGCAGCAGUUAGAUGCACUUGGCGAGGAAUUUCGCGGUCGCGACCCAUGGCUGAUUCAUCUAAUGCUCGAGAAGUUGGAUAAGGAAACGCAAAUAAAUUGGUCACAAAAAGUUAUUGAAAGUGAUUGUCCGACAUUCGAGGAGUUUCUUUUGUUCCUGAGGAAGCGAUGUGAGGCUUUAGAAACAUGCACAGCAUUUUCGAAAAAGGAGACGAAUAAAAAGGAUUUCUUAAAACCGACGGGCGAAAGGAAAUUGAAGUCGCUGCAUACAGCUUCGUCGUAUCAAAAUCAAAAGUGCGCGAAAUGCUCUAGUGAGCAUAAUACGUUUAUGUGUGAAGAGUUUAAGCAAAUGACUGUAGAAGACCGGCGAAGUUUGGCACAAAAAGCUAAAUUAUGUUUUAACUGUUUGAGACCUUUCCACUGUGCGAGAUUUUGUGCAUCCAAAUCGGUGUGUCGUACACCUAACUGUAAGCAACGUCAUCAUUCCCUUUUGUGCUUGUCUGCGUCUAAUAAGAAGAAAGACAGUGUAGAUGAAAAAGUGGAAAAGGUUAAUGUUUCAGCGAAUCCUCCAUCUGAAAGCAGUGAUCAAAUCUCCGCUCUUACAACAGAGUUAUCAAACGAAUGCCAGAUAAUUUCUGUGUUGCCGACAGCGGUUGUAAAUAUGCAGACUUCGGACGGCGAUUUUCUACAAGCAAGGGUUCUCAUCGAUUCUGGUUCUCAAGCUACGUUGGUAUCAGAGGACUGCGUGAACCGAUUGAAAUUACCACGGCGUAAUAGUAAACUCGUUGUUAGCGGUAUUGGUCAGCACGAAAUAGGAACCACUCGUGGGGUGGUGUCAUUGCGUAUUGCCUCGAGAUUCAACGAAACUAUAGUUGUUGCUACUGACGCGUAUGUUCUUGGAAAGUUAACAUCGACAAUUCCUUCACAACGUUUUAAGCUGAGUAAAAUGAAAUUGCUGGAAAAUCUCAAUGAGCUGGCGGACCCUGCGUUCAACAGACCGGCUUCCAUUGAUGCUAUUUUGGGAUCGGACGUCUUUCUUGCGCUUCUUGAUGGUGGCCAAGUCAAGGACGAAUGCGGCCUAACGGUGGCCCAACGAACGAUAUUUGGAUGGAUCGUUGCCGGCAGAUACGAUGCGGCAGAGUCCAUUAACAGUAAUUGUGUGAUAGUCAAUCUGCAUACUGAUGUAGAUUUGAACAAUACAUUGCGACUUUUCUGGGAACAAGAGGAGCUUCGCCGCAAACCGCCGAUGACUCCUACGGAAAUGAAGGUACUUGAACACUUCAAGUCUACCUUGUCUCGUGACGAAAAUGGGCGCUUUAUUGUUCGAUUGCCAUUCGACGAUUCAAAGCUGCCACUUGGGGAAUCUUUGACAGCUGCUAGGAGGCGGCUCAGAUCUAUACAAAAGCGAUUCGAUUCCCAACCGGAGUUCAAGCAGGAAUAUGAGGCCUUCCUGCAAGAAUAUUUGGAGCUGAAUCACAUGGAGGAAGUGCCAGCUGAUCAAAUUGAAAGGGAUCCAGCGGAUUGUUACUAUCUUCCGCAUCAUGCCGUUAUCAAAAAGGAUAGCUCUACGACGAAAUUGCGUGUCGUUUUCGAUGCCUCCUGUCCAACAUUUUCAGGAGUAUCGCUAAACGACCGGUUGCUAGCGGGCCCAAACAACAAUGAGGAUUUGUGGUCAGUAUCUCUUAGAUUCCGUUCACAUCGUAUAGGUUUCUGCGGCGAUGUGGCAAAAAUGUAUCGUCAGGUCUGGGUACACGAAGCUGAUCGUGAUUACCUACGGAUUUUGUGGAUCAAUGCCUUUGGAGAGGUAAAGCAUUAUCGUUUAUGCACUGUUACUUAUGGAACAAAGACGGCACCAUUUUUGGCAAUACAAGCGAUGAGAGAGGCAGCGGAAUCCUACAAGGAGGUUUAUCCGAAAGCAGUCGAACGAGUUACAACGGAUUUUUACGUUGACGAUUUCGUUUCGGGAGCCGAUAAUGAAGCAGAAGCGAAACAGCUAAAGGAGCAAGUGAUAGAAAUAUUAUCUUCAGCGGGUUUUGAGUUGCGUAAGUGGUCGUCCAACAAGGAAGCGCUCGUGUCAGGGGAAUCGACUCCAGUUGCGAUCAAGAUUUCAGAGCAGGUAGAUUCUGUGAAAGCUCUCGGUAUUCUAUGGUAUCCAGCAGAUGACGAGUUUGGAUUCAUGGAGUUACUGCAUCAAAUACAAACUAAGGACAAACUGGCAAGCCGUUUUCUUUCAAACCAUGGAAUCAAAUGGACAUUUAUACCGCCAUCUGCGCCGCACAUGGGCGGCAUUUGGGAGGCCGCUGUGAAGAGCGCCAAACGUCUUUUGGUUGCCGAACUGGGCGAUACAGCAUUGACCUUCGAAGAAUUGUGCACCGUUUUAUGUCAAAUCGAGGCCUGCCUGAAUUCGCGGCCAUUAUGUGCGUUAUCUACUAACCCAGACUGUUUCGAUGCGUUAACACCCGGACAUUUUUUAAUCGGGCAACCCAUGAAUCUUGUACCGGAACCGGAAGUGCGCAGUAUCCCAACUAAUCGAUUGGAUCAAUGGCAGCGUGUGCAGCAAGCGACCGAGGUGGUUUGGAAUCGAUGGAAGGACGAGUAUUUAAAUACCUUACAGCCGCGCGGCAAGUGGCGCACCGUGCAGCCCAAUGUUCUUAUUGAUCAGCUUGUUUUGGUGAAAAAUGAGAACGCACCACCGACUCAAUGGGAAUUGGCUAGGGUCAUCGAGGUCCACGCCGAUGCUGAAGGAGUAGUUCGCACAGUGACUUUGAAAAGGGGACAAACUUUGUAUAAACGACCCAUUCACAAGCUUUGUAUUCUGCCUUCUACUUGA
This is a messenger RNA of Sabethes cyaneus, 3654 nucleotides long. RefSeq lists its product as uncharacterized. Gene Ontology annotation, molecular function: nucleic acid binding. NCBI's taxonomy places the organism in Eukaryota, Metazoa, Arthropoda, Insecta, Diptera, Culicidae. The transcript is spliced from 2 exons. The record is from RefSeq and is a predicted model, not a curated record. The coding region runs from base 1 to 3654 and encodes 1217 amino acids.